CCGAUCCAUUCGUUCCUUUUCUCGCGCCUCCUUCUCUCCAUCAGCAGAUAAGCUCGGUCGGAAAACGCUCUUCACUAGCGUCAUUCUAGACCUAUCUCCCGCCAGCCAUUCUCAUUUCUUGGAGCCAGGCUCUCGCUCACAGACAGGAAGUGGAGACACGCGAAGCAUAAUCUGCUCUGUCUGUCUGUCUGCGCGCGCGUGUGUGUGUGUGUGUGUAUGUGAGUGAGCAUCUGCGAGAAGCAGCAUCACCAGCCGUUUUUCCAACACGGUUUUGCUUCGACAGUGACCGCCCUCGUCUUUGUGUGUAUGUGAUCUGCGAGCAGAAGAUCGUUUCGUGGAUAUUGCCUCUGUGUUCAUAAAGGAAAAGUUUGUGAUGUAAAUACAGGAGAAGCUUGUAAUAUAAAUGAUUAUAUUCCCUGAGCAUCUGAUGCAGUGCUGGGAGACUUCUUGAUGAUGUACCAGUGCCACUAGCAGCAGCUUUACCUGGACAGUUUUUUUUCUCUAAGAUUCCUCAGCAAGAUGGAGUCUGAGGACACGAACGGUAUCCUGGACUACCCGCCCCCCUCCCCCCAGCCUGUGGGGAUCUACGGCUGGAGAAAGCGGUGUAUCUACGCCUUUGUGCUCAUCCUUAUGGUCGUGGUCAUUAUGAACUUGGCACUCACGGUCUGGAUUCUGCGCGUGCUGGAUUUCUCUGUUGGCAGCCCCCUGUACCUCCAGUCAGAAAAAGCUGUUGAGAUCUUGGCUGUAUCGGAGAACCAGACAUCAUCUAGCAGUGUUGUUGUCGAUUCCGACAGUAUACAGGCCACGUGUGACGUAUUUAAGGUGGAGAACUCUAAAGGUGACGUCAGUCUCAUGUUGAAGGAUGGGAAAAUAUCUAUGUCAUCUACAGAUGUAGCUUACUCAGAAUCCGCGCUGACUCCAGUAAGGUCCAGGUGUCCGGUAUGGGCGGAGUUGUGAUGGACGGUGACCUUGGUCACGUGAUGGUCACUGCUACUGAGGAUAUCUGUGUGACCUCCACCACAGGGGCUAUCCACCUACGUAGCCAGGACGUGGUCAUCAAAGGCCUCCCAGGCGCCAACAGCACUACGUCAUCAUCCUCGGCCCCCUCCCGCCCCUACUCCCCGCCAUCCUACUCCUCCUUCACGCCUGCCGUAGCACAGGUCUUCCAGCUGUGUCUCUGUGGGAACGGGCGUCUAUUCCUGGGUCUGCCCAGUGGGGAUUGCAGGGCUUCUGCCAGCAUCUGUAGUCCUUAGACUUUGAGACAGUUUCUUGACCUUUGGUCAAGCUUACAGGCUAUGUUAGUUUUGUGACAGUUUGGAUCAUUCAAGCCCACAUCUGGUCAAACCAACAAUGCUGCGAUGGUUACGCAACUAUUGUCAAAAGUUUUUGACUAGUCACACUACAGACAUGUAUGCGAUCCUUGACCACAGAGGCGAUUUAAACUGUGGAACUAUAUGCCCGCUUCUUGGUUUUUAUAAAAAGGUUUUUAAUUGGUUAACCCUGCAGACUAUGUUCUUGCCGUAAGUGUUGUGAUUGGAAAAAAACCCACAAACUGUUCUCUUCUGAGCCAUUCUGGCUGGUUUUAACUGACUGGUCAAGCCUACAAACGACAUUGCUGCUAUUGUGGCAUUUUUCCAAGAAGGUUUUGCGCAACACUGCAACAAAGAACAAGUUAUUAUGCUUCGCUCUUCACAUCUUGCCUUAAUGUGCGUCAGUUUGUGGCUGGAUACAAGAGAAACUUCGCACUAACCACCCACCUAAAUGCUGUAUCACCGACACGUGCUUGACAAUGUUGUGAACCUGAGCUCAUUCAGCGUGCAGCCCUUGGAGUCUCAUCGUGGUUCUUAACUUGAACCGAAAGAGAGUGAAUCAUCCGUGAGUCACGAAGGAUGCUACCUGUGUCUAUGAUGUAGUGAUUUGGUGCUUCGCUCUUGCACACAAAAGACCUUGAUUUGAUUCACAUAUGGGGAGAAUGUGUAUCGAGUAGCUCGGACAUUCUCCCUGGAUUUGCCGAAUUUGCCCUGAAAGUCUGGAUUGAAGCCUGUCUCCUGAUCUAAAUUGUGUUGAUGGAGAUGUAAAACCUACCUUUAAAAAGGCAGUAAAUGAUAGGUGAGUCAGGAAGGAAGAUGAGACUACGUAUGAGAACUACACGAGAAAUAUUCGAAAGACAUGUGAA
This is a messenger RNA of Aplysia californica (California sea hare), 2176 nucleotides long. RefSeq names its product zeta-sarcoglycan. Lineage: Eukaryota; Metazoa; Mollusca; Gastropoda; Aplysiida; Aplysiidae. The record is from RefSeq and is a predicted model, not a curated record. Gene Ontology annotation, biological process: cardiac muscle tissue development; heart contraction. Gene Ontology annotation, cellular component: sarcoglycan complex; sarcolemma.